AUGUCCACUUCAACUGCCCUGCCACCACGCACGAUCGUCAUCCCCGGUCAACCUUUGACCCCUUCCGGAGCUGUUACUGCCACAUACCAAGCUGGACCGGGGACGUACACGAGAGGAGGCCAGAUCUACGCCGGUCUCAAAGGGGAGCUGGUCAAAGCGGCUGGGGUCAGUCGAUUACCUGGGUGAUGAUCAGGGAGCUGAAGAUGUACUGACUACAUUUUCUUUGCAGAUCAUCUCAGUGUUGGGCAAGGACGAUGCACAAGCGAUCCCGGAACCCAACUCGAUCGUCAGUCGCAACAGAUCUGCUCGGAUGUCGCGCUUUGGCUUAUCUGACGCAGCGAACAACUUGAAAUAGGUUAUUGGAACUGUGACGCGGAUAACACGCUUGUCGGCAACGUUGUCCUUGCUGACCGUCAAUGGCAAGCCGUGUCGACCGGAUUUCGUCGGCAUCAUCCGCGCACCGGAUGUGAGACAGACAGCAAAGGAUUCGGUCAAGGUGCGAUCCCAUCUAUCAACCUCAAGGUGACCAACGCUUACCCAUCUUUGCAACACAGAUCUGGUCCUGCUUCCGGCCCGGCGACGUCGUUCGAGCCAAAGUCGUACGUCCUCGCGCGUCUCCAUUCAAUCCCUCCCCGUCCGCUCCGAGCACUCAUAAUCGGCUCUUGAGACGAUCCCCACAGAUCUCCCUCGGUGACUCUCGAUCCUACUUCCUCUCCACGGCCGCCAACUCUCUCGGCGUCUUGUUCGCCGUCUCCCACGAGACCGGUAAAACCUUGGUCGCGGUAGGGUGGGACGAAAUGGAAGAUCCUUCGACGGGCGUCCGGGAGGGGAGGAAAGUCGCCGGACCGGAAUGA
Messenger RNA from Microbotryum saponariae, 854 nucleotides. The record is from the annotation of a GenBank genome assembly. Lineage: Eukaryota; Fungi; Basidiomycota; Microbotryomycetes; Microbotryales; Microbotryaceae.